GACCUGUCAUGCUAUUUUGACAUUUACAAAGUGUUAACGAGCGGUAGAUAAAAGAAGGUAGAACAAAUUAGAUAAAAUGUCUAAAUUGCGGUGUUUAAUAAAUUAUUAGAGAAUGUGAAAGCUUAUUUUGUGUAAGAUGUGGAAUAGCGUCAGAAGGCUCUCGACCAUGACAUGCUUGAAUCUCUCCUUCCCUGGAUCCUUACUGUCACAUUUCCGUGGUGUCCAGCUGACAGUAAAAGCCCAGGUGAGAUGUAUCUCUCAGGGUGUGUUCAGGACCGACUCAUCACCCCGACCUGCUCGCUCUCUCAGCUCCAGAAGCGUCCUGUCUGUGCCAUCAUUGUACCUGCAGCCGUGCAGCACGAGGCGCGUGAGCCAGGCCGGGUCCGGUUCCGGAUGGUACGCGAGUGUGGCUGAUUCUGCUCCAGUCCAUUUCACAGAGCAGCUGCUGAUCUCCAGCCAGCAGAUGACGGCACUGCCAUGGUGGGCGGGGAUCAUCUGCACCACGGUGGCAUUGCGCACCGUCAUCACUCUGCCGCUCGCCGUCUACCAGGCCACCAUCAUCGCAAAGAUCGAAGCCUUGCAGAAGGAAAUAGCAGAGUUAGCACAGAGGCUACGCUACGAGAUCUCCGUCAGGGCCAAGGAGAAGGGCUGGUCUGAGAAAACGUGCAGGUACCAUUUUAAGAAGAAUUUGCGGCGGAUCGUGUCCGAGUUGUACGUGAGGGACAACUGCCACCCUUUCAAGGCCAGCUUGCUCGUCUGGGUGCAGUUGCCCAUGUGGGUGAGCGUCUCUCUCGCCCUGCGUAACAUUAGCGUGGGAUUGGAACAUGCCCCCUCUGGAUUGCAGCAGCAGCUGGCAGCAGGUGGCGCUCUCUGGUUUCCAGACCUUACAGUCCCAGACUCCACAUGGAUCAUCCCUGUGUCUCUGGGUCUCAUCAACCUGCUAAUCACUGAGGUUCACGCCCUGAGCAAGCUCGAACAGUCAAAGUUCCAGAAGUAUGUGACCAACUUUAUCAGAGGAAUCUCUCUGGUCAUGAUUCCUUUAGCUGCCACCGUCCCUUCUUCAAUGGCGCUGUAUUGGCUCAGCUCCAGCAGCAUCGGUCUGGCUCACAACCUCCUCCUGCGUUCUCCACGCUUCCGUGCUCUCUGCCGAAUCCCGCCGUCUCACUCGGACUCUCAAACUCCCUACAGGGACAUCGCUGCUGCGUUCGUGACCAAAUACAUGAAAUAAACUCAUAAAAACAUCACCGUAGGUUGGUCAGGUUCAGCGUGAUGCCGAUACACCAUCUGUCUUCUCUGUUCCUGGACAUCACGAUGGACGUUCGUGAAAAAACGAUAAACAGGAAGACUAAAGAAUUUCCAGCAUAAACAGUUUUGGUGUUGAGGUAGAAAUAUUUUGAAAGGACUUCUUAAGCAUCCUGUAAACUUUGUGUGGGAGUAAACUAAAGUAAAAGAAG
Molecule: messenger RNA, 1454 nt
Organism: Tachysurus vachellii
Lineage: Eukaryota; Metazoa; Chordata; Actinopteri; Siluriformes; Bagridae
Product: cytochrome c oxidase assembly protein COX18, mitochondrial
Exons: 7
Coding region: 137-1228 (363 amino acids)
Biological process (GO): mitochondrial respiratory chain complex IV assembly; protein insertion into mitochondrial inner membrane from matrix
Cellular component (GO): mitochondrial inner membrane
Molecular function (GO): membrane insertase activity
Source: RefSeq, a predicted model, not a curated record